CUUUCGCUGAUGCAAGCAAAUUAUCGCAUUGUUGUACAAGUGGUAAGAGACAUUUUGAGCAGUCAUCAUCGUGUACGGAAAUAAAGCUUAAUGAAACGGCAAAUACCUGUAUCCUGACGGCAUCGAUAUGCUGCAUGGAUACAUUACUGGAGCACAACUGUAAUCAUGGUAUGAAAAUGGCUGAAAGAGAAGAUCAAUGCUUACUGAAUACUGAUCAAGUUGGCGGAGGAAUCCGUAAGGAAUGUUGUGAAUGCUGCCUCUUGGCCAAGGAACUAUCACGAAAUGAUAAAAGCUGUAUAGCACCAAAUGGUUUUGGUGCAGCAUGUUUACGGUCCUUUCAUCAGUGCUGCCCUGAAGACGCAGUAUCAAAACAUGUUUCAAAGCAUCACCGUUAUGAAAGUCAUUCGGAUUUGACGGAUCUUCUGAGUGUCGGAAAUCGUUGUGCAUCUGCUAAAUGUAAACAUCUGUGUACGGAUCGAGGAGGUGCCACUGUGGAAUGUUCCUGCCGUACCGGUUAUGAAUUAGGAUCGGAUGGUUACUCUUGUAUCGACAUAAACGAAUGCGAUACACGGGAUUCGGUGUGCCUACUGCCUAAUUCGUUAUGUCUCAAUACACCUGGAUCGUUCUCCUGCGUCUGCUUACCGGGCUUCUACUGGAGUGUUGUCGGCUCCGUUUGUGUAGAUAUUGAUGAAUGCUUACUACUAGCGGAUGAUUGUUCGGAAAGUCAACGUUGCUUGAAUACCCCUGGCUCAUUCAAGUGCAUACGAACAUUAUCCUGUGGUACCGGAUAUGCGUUGAAUAGCGAUACCGAACAAUGCAUUGAUGUGGAUGAAUGCAAUCUUGGUUCUCAUGAUUGUGGACCGCUAUAUCAAUGUCGUAAUACGCAAGGCAGCUAUCGUUGUGACCCGAAAAAGUGUGCCGAAGGUGAACUGAUGAAUCCACGUACCGGUGAAUGCACAAGUAUUGACUGUCCCAUUGGUUAUAAACCAAUUCAUGGUCGUUGCGAAGAUGUUAACGAAUGCGAGACAGCGGGACGAUGCGCGUUAUUUGAAGAGUGCAUCAACACUCCCGGAUCAUUUCUUUGUCAGGAACGAGGAAAUCUAUGUGCAAAUGGUUACCGCAUGGAUCGAGAUACUGGAUUCUGUGUUGACAUCAAUGAAUGCUCCGAUGGGACUCAUUUCUGUGGUGACAAACAGUGCAUCAACCUGUUGGGUAGCUACAAAUGUCGUUGUUCAGCCGGUUUCGAAUUCAAUGAUACGACGAAACGUUGCGAAGACGUGGAUGAAUGCAAAAAGUUUGCGGGACACGUUUGCUCGUUGCAUGCGACUUGCGAGAAUACGUAUGGAUCAUUCAAAUGUCAUUGCAAAGAUGGGUUCCAUAUUGCCAAAGAUGCGCGAAACUGUGAAGACAUUGAUGAAUGUAGUCUUGGCACAGCAAACUGUGCGCAGAAGUGUAUCAAUAUACCAGGGAGUUAUCAGUGCAUUUGUGAGCACGGUUAUCGCCUUGGUACUGAUGGAAUUACCUGCGAAGAUAUUGAUGAAUGUACUCUUUGGGCCGGUUCAGAUGAUGACCUCUGUAUGGGCAGCUGCAUUAACACUCCAGGUUCCUACAGAUGUCAGUGUCCUGCUGGUUACGAAAUACAAGAAGAUGGCCGAACAUGUAAAGAUAUUGAUGAAUGCGCCAAAGGUGAAUGCCAAGGGAGCGAUCAGAUUUGUGUAAAUACAUUGGGAAGCUUUAAAUGCCAUGUAAUACGUUGCCCAUCGAAUUAUGUUCACGACAAAAAUUAUAAAAAUCGCUGUAACCGACUAAGCCAUUUAUGCGAGUCAUUAACUGAAGAAGCGUGUAAAAAUUAUGCGAUACGCAUAAGUUGGGAGUUUACAUCCAUACCAAGGCAAGAACCAAUUUCAUCUAGACGAACUUCCAUCACACUCUUUACUGUUCGUGGUCCAACGUCACCUUCAAGCAGUGUUCAGUUCGAGUUGAAGUUGAAAAGCGCUACACCAGAAAAAUUCUAUGUGUUACCAGCAGUUCGAAGUAAUUUUCUCUUGCAAAAAAGUGAAGAAAAAAAUGGAGCAAUAAUUGCUCUGAGAGAUUCACUGGAUGGACCGCAGGAGGUCAUUUUAGAGCUUAUUCUAAGACUUAGUAUUGACGGUGUAUUUCAGAGUAAAUAUAUCGCUAAUUUAGUGAUCUAUGUUGCUCCACACCGCAGACAACGAACAGCUCCUUUUUCUGAAAGUCUAACUCCAUAA
Messenger RNA from Loa loa (African eye worm), 2249 nucleotides. Its product is annotated as fibulin-1D. Gene Ontology annotation, molecular function: calcium ion binding; peptidase activator activity. NCBI's taxonomy places the organism in Eukaryota, Metazoa, Nematoda, Chromadorea, Rhabditida, Onchocercidae. The record is from RefSeq and is a predicted model, not a curated record. The annotation marks the transcript as partial. Gene Ontology annotation, biological process: extracellular matrix organization. The transcript is spliced from 14 exons.